AUGAACUCAACUUCGAACUUUGACAAGCCACCGACGCCCUGCCUAUUCGCCAACGAGUUCAAACACGAAUUACAGCAGCCCGGAGCGUUCGUAGCAGACGCUACAGGAUCACUUGCAGCUCUCCGACAGCGGUUAGGCGGCCAGCGAGCGGGGCUUCCCGAAGUCGUCAACGCUCUCGGAAAUGCGGACCCAACAAAUCAAAUUCACUCGCACAAGUUUCCUGUCCCAGCAGUAUGGAAUCUUUGA
Molecule: messenger RNA, 246 nt
Organism: Parastagonospora nodorum SN15
Lineage: Eukaryota; Fungi; Ascomycota; Dothideomycetes; Pleosporales; Phaeosphaeriaceae
Exons: 2
Coding region: 1-246 (81 amino acids)
Source: RefSeq, a predicted model, not a curated record